AUGUCUCCGGCUUAUCGUGGCUUCAUCGGCCACUUCUUCCUCGCUCUCUGCUUGUUCCUCCUGCUACUCCCCGGAUAUGCCUAUGAGAAACUCUCCGAUGAGUCUUUGAACUCCCUUCCUCGCGCCAGUGAAGAUUACGACAUCCAUAAAGGCCCCCUCCUCUCCCCGAUCCUCCGCACUCGCGUUCCAGGCACAGAAGGCCACGAAGCUGUCCUCGAACACUUCGCCAACUUCUUUCGAACAACAUUACCGAAAUGGAACAUUGAACUACAGAACUCGACUUCCACAACCCCGAUAUCUGAGGGCAAGGAAGUCCCCUUUGUCAAUUUCAUUGCCUCGCGCGAUCCGCCAGGCACCCCGAUUGGAGAUGUCGGACGGUUGACAUUGGUCGCGCAUUACGAUAGCAAACUCACGCCCACGGGAUUUAUCGGUGCCAUUGAUAGCGCGGCCCCAUGUGCAAUUCUCAUGCAUGCCAUGCGCACCAUUGAUGUGGCCCUGGAUGCCAAAUGGGCCGCGAUGCGUGCCGAGGGACUGGACCCGUCUCUUGAGGACGAACAUGGCAUCCAGGUCCUCUUCCUGGAUGGUGAAGAAGCUUUCGACCACUGGACGGAUACAGACUCUCUAUACGGUGCGCGUGCUCUGGCCUCGAACUGGAGUUCGGAAUUCUACCCGGCGAUGUCAACCUACAAAACACCUCUUUCAUCCAUCGAACUUUUCGUUCUCCUUGACCUCCUUGGCUCCAAAGCCCCUAAUAUCCAAUCGUAUUACCAGACCACCCACUGGGCAUAUCAAAGCCUUGCCCAGGCCGAGGCGCGUUUACGUUCUCUGGGCCGGAUGAAGACCACUUCAGAUCAGCAUUGGUUCCCUGAUGCAAAGAAGAACUCGCAUGAUGUUAUCCCCCUUGGCGGAAUCUCGGAUGACCAUCUUCCAUUUUUGGCGCGCGGCGUGGAAGUUCUGCAUAUCAUUGACUUCGCUCCCUUCAAGGGCUUUCCGCCUGUUUGGCAUACUCUUGACGAUGACGCGGAGCAUCUUGAUAUGGCCACGGUGGAAGACUGGGGUCUAAUCAUCACUGCUUUUGCGGCCGAGUGGAUGGAGUUGGAAGGGUACUUGGAAUUUGGGCAGCAGACGGAAUCGCAAUCGAAAUCGCGCCGAGACGAAGAUCUUGAGCUUGAGGCAGAGGCUAUCCGUCUCAACAAGAAGACCGAGUUGUAA
Molecule: messenger RNA, 1212 nt
Organism: Penicillium manginii
Lineage: Eukaryota; Fungi; Ascomycota; Eurotiomycetes; Eurotiales; Aspergillaceae
Product: glutaminyl-peptide cyclotransferase family protein
Exons: 1
Coding region: 1-1212 (403 amino acids)
Molecular function (GO): zinc ion binding; glutaminyl-peptide cyclotransferase activity
Source: RefSeq, a predicted model, not a curated record